Lolium perenne is the source of this 1144-nucleotide messenger RNA. RefSeq lists its product as uncharacterized. Gene Ontology annotation, cellular component: nucleus. The record is from RefSeq and is a predicted model, not a curated record. Gene Ontology annotation, biological process: regulation of DNA-templated transcription. Lineage: Eukaryota; Viridiplantae; Streptophyta; Magnoliopsida; Poales; Poaceae.
GGAGAGGACUCGCGGCCGGGUGACAGACCACCGCCAACUUCCGCUGCCGCCACCGGCACCGGCACCGGCACCGGCGACGCCAGCGCCCCCUCCCUUCUCGGAAGACGCGGAGACGCCCUCCUCCUACCUCCGCUCCGGCGACCGCUGAAGACGUGCGCCUCCCCCUCGCCCGCUGCUCCUCCGCCCUCCCGCCCGCGUCCCCAUACCUCCUCAUCGGUGUUCAGGAUGUCAGGGACGCAGGAGGAGUGCUCCUGCCUCAAUAACCACUGCCUCGGAGGCAAUUGCUUGUGUUUCAAGGCGAAACAGUUUUGCUCUCUGGGCUGCACGUGCAUUGGUUGCCAGAACACCGAGGAAAACAAGGCUUUGGUCGAUUCACAAUACGAGGUGUACUUGAAGCGGAAGGCUCCCGUCGUUGAUGAGAACCUGAGCGUGCCGCCGGGCGGGUUUCCGGCACCUGAGGGUUUCGUUGGGUGCAGAUGCAAGAAGACCAAAUGCAUGCGCCAAUGUGGUUGCCUUAGGCGCUUUGCCAAGUGCACCUCCAAGUGCUCGUGCCAAGGUUGUGCUAACCGCGCGAGCGACAAAAAAACUGAGCGAGAGCAGGUUGAUGGUAACAGCAGCAUAGCUGAGGAACCGGCGCAGAUGCAAGAACAACCCACACAGUCUGGGGACAACAGCGGCUCCGGCCAGAACAAACGACCACGAACAGGUGAUUAAUGAUGACGGCCUUCAGUUCAGUUCAGUUCAGCCACCUUUUGUGCAAUGAUGAUCAUAGUCUUCAGUUCAGAGCAUGUCACCUUUUGUGCAGUGAGGAUGAUGACAGUUUUUAGUUCAGAGUAUGCCGCCUUACCACACCCUCAACAUGACACCCAUUCUCCGUUCAAAUACGCCACUUCAUGUCUGUAGAAUAUGCAAUUGUAACCGCAAAUGGGUUCAGGACUCCUUGUAAUGAUACUUUGGACCUCCACGCACCUCAGUGGUCCUAGAUGUUUGAUCAAACUGGUGUAGUUUCAGUAGACAUUGCUCUCGAUCAAACUGAUAUGGGAGUCCAGAACGUACAAGCUUAAGAAUAGCUGACAGCAUCGGUUAUAUAGUCUUGCAAAGGCUUUCUUGUAACGUUUCAGGAGGAUUCUGAUCAUUUUUCAAA